This is a messenger RNA of Cladocopium goreaui, 1470 nucleotides long. The record is from the annotation of a GenBank genome assembly. NCBI's taxonomy places the organism in Eukaryota, Dinophyceae, Suessiales, Symbiodiniaceae.
AAAAACACUUGACUUCCGAUGUCGCGCUUCUCCACCAUCGAUGGCCAGCAUUCAGCCCUCCGCGAUUUGGAGCGGCAACGGCUGGAGAAACUUAUGGGCCAACUGAGGAGGGAGGUGGAACCCAAAGCAAAAGCAGCAGGCCGUCGCUUCCAGCCACCGCGACGAAAGGAGCGUGUCUCCAAGGUGUGCAGCCGGAGCGAGGUGCCACCAGCGUCGCAGGCCCCACAGGCCCCACAGGCCCCACAGGCCCCACAGGCCCCACAGGCCCUACAGGUGCCACGCAGCGACGUGCGCAACGACGUGCCCUACAGCAACAGCUGCGCUCCACUGCCGCCGGGAUCUCGUGGCACACCUUGUGGCACAUCUCGCGGCGGUGCACCAAGUGCCGCUGUGCCCAGUGCUCCCAGUGCAGAGAUGGCCUGGCUGCUGCGAGUGAGUGAGAGAUUGGACGAAGAAGCAGCAGAGGUGCAUUCGUUCCUGGCAGAACACAGCUUGGAACAAUAUGCCUUCCUGCUUGAGAGUGGCCCUGGUGCACCUGGAAGCUCCAUGGAGGCGCUGUGUGCUGCUACCCCGGAGCUACUGGAGCAGGUUGGACUACCACCUUCGCCAAGACGGCGAUUGCUUCAUGCACUGGGUGACUUGACCUCGGCAGAGUCAGAGUUGCCUUCAGAAGGUCAUAGCUUUGCUCAACAUUGGGGUCGUCUUGGGCGAAUGCCAGUUGGCUGGCAUCGAUGCGCUGAAGGUCACAGCAAUCGGGUGGUAACGCGCUCAGAACCAAUCUCUCACGCUGAUGUGGCCGUGGGCGAUGAUAGCCCAGAAGCUGAUGAGGCUACUGUGGACGAAGUGGCUCCUGCAUCCAAUGUGGGGCAUGAGCCUUUCCAUCAUUCUCGACCUGAACAGGUACAUCGUGCAUCUACCUCGUCUCGCCCGGGUUCCUCGGGAAAAACUGACAAGGGAUGUUGCUACCAAUGCUACCGCAAAGUUUAUCUAUCCAUUGCCUUGCAUCUGUCCCCGGACGAGGUGGAUUCCCGACCUGGUACCCCUUUUGAUGGAGAUUGCAGGGUCUUUUGCAGCAACAACUGCAUUGAUGGCUUCAGAGAGGCCUUGGCGGCUCGAAAUCAACGAGCUGCCGAACUGAGCAAGCUGCGCGAAGCGCUGCAUUCAGGUAAUGUCGAGGCAUCUUCGCCGCUGCAUGAGCAUGUCUCCGAUCAGUGAGCUUUGGUCGCAAACCGCUGAGCCGCUGAGCAUUGGUUUCAUACAAUGACCACCCAAUGGAGGUAUGAAGGUAUCUAUCAUUCACUGUCGACAUGACACUGAGGACUGCAGAUGAAUCAGUCUACUGGUCUGCUGUUUUCUCGCCAGGAAAAGAGGAUUGCCGAAUUGCAGGUAGGUUCGCUCCAAUAGCAGCUAUGGUCAGCUAUGGUAUUGCCAGUUUCUGGUAUGCGUCACUGAUAGCUCCCCAUGAUAAAA